Molecule: messenger RNA, 2754 nt
Organism: Pyrus x bretschneideri (Chinese white pear)
Lineage: Eukaryota; Viridiplantae; Streptophyta; Magnoliopsida; Rosales; Rosaceae
Product: peroxisomal acyl-coenzyme A oxidase 1
Exons: 2
Coding region: 362-2401 (679 amino acids)
Biological process (GO): lipid homeostasis; fatty acid beta-oxidation using acyl-CoA oxidase; long-chain fatty acid metabolic process
Cellular component (GO): peroxisome
Molecular function (GO): FAD binding; fatty acid binding; acyl-CoA oxidase activity
Source: RefSeq, a predicted model, not a curated record
UCAUUCCGAUUCAGGUGAACUGGUAAACAACUUAUAUGAAUUUCGUUUCAUUUUUACUCUGAUUCCAGAAUAUUUAAGUAAACACCUUCAACAUGAAUCUGAUUCUGACUGUUUCUCAAUCCAAUUCCUCUACUUUGAUUACGGUUAUGUAAACGCGCCCUAAGAUCAGAACAAGGAAACGAGCACUUGUUUCCUAUAUGGAUUUUAAUAGGGAAUCCUAAUCUGUUAUGGUAAAGAUUAUAUGUAUAUAUAUAGUGGCCUCUCUUCUCAAAGAACACACGCUCAUAUUUGGACUUAAACCUAUAAGUCGAGCUCUUGAUAAUCUGCGAGAGAACAGAAGGCACACUGAAAGCUUGCUGCCAUGGCCUCGAGUUCUGCAACUGGUGCAGAUCAUUUGGCGCAUGAGAGGAGCAAGGCUAAGUUUGAUGUUGAGGCAAUGAAGAUCGUCUGGGCGGGUUCUCCCCACGAAUUUCGAGUCUCUGAUCGAAUGGCUCACCUCGUGGCUAGUGAUCCGAGCUUUCGACGGGAGAAUAGAGCUGUGCUAAGUAGGAAGGAGUUGUUCACAAAGGCUCUGAAAAAAGCUGCUCAUUCCUGGAAAAGGAUCAUUGAGCUUGGGCUUUCAGAUGAAGAGGCUUCGUGGCUAUGGUUUUAUGUGGAUGAACUGACAUUCGCUUACAUUCAUUGGGGAAUGUUUGUGCCCGCUAUCAAAGGGUCAGGCACGGAAGAGCAGCAAAACAAGUGGUUGCCGUUGGCAACCACGAUGCGCAUAAUUGGUACUUAUGCACAAACUGAACUCGGACAUGGCUCGAAUGUUCAAGGGAUUGAGACCACCGCGACAUUUGAUCCAACGACUGACGAGUUCAUCAUCCAUAGUCCUACACUCAGCUCGAGCAAAUGGUGGUCUGGUGGAUUGGGGAAGAUUGCAACUCACGCUGUUGUCUAUGCCCGGGUUAUUACUCAUGACGGCCAAGAUCAUGGCGUGAAUGGCUUCAUUGUCCAAAUUCGGAGUUUGGAUGAUCACUUGCCUCUUCCGGGCGUAACAGUUGGUGAUAUAGGAACAAAAUUUGGAAGCGGAGCUUUCAAUUCCGUGGACAAUGGUGUUCUAAGAUUUGAUCACGUGCGAAUACCAAGAAAUCAAAUGCUGAUGAGGGUGGCACAUGUCACAAGAGAAGGAAAAUAUGUGCUGUCCAAUGUUCCUAGGCAGCUGCUUUAUGGAACUAUGGUUUAUGUGAGGAAAGUUAUUGUAGUUGAUUCUUCAAUUGCUUUAUCAAGAGCAGUGUGUAUAGCUGCUCGAUAUAGCAGUGUUCGUCGACAAUUUGGUUCACAAAAUCGUGAGAUUAAUGGUAUCGCGGUUGAGACCCCAGUGAUUGAGUACAAGACUCAGCAAAGUAGACUUUUUUCUCUGUUAGCUUCUGCCUAUGCUUUCAGAUUCAUUGGUGAGUGGCUGAAAAGCCUAUAUACCGAUUUGACACAAAAACUGGAAGCGAAUGACUUUUCAACAUUAGCUGAAGCUCAUGCAUGCACGGCGGGUUUGAAGUCCUUGACUACAUCUUCAGCUGUUCAUGGGAUUGAAGAAUGCCGGAAACUAUGUGGUGGCCAUGGAUACCUAAAUAGCAGCGGGCUUCCCGAGUUAUAUGCUGUUUUCGCACCUGCGUGUACGUAUGAAGGGGACAACACUGUUCUGCUUUUGCAGGUUGCAAGGUUCCUCAUGAAGACUAUUUCUCAGCUUCCGCAUUCGGAUCAAACUCAUAAGCUUUCUGGAACAAUGGCUUAUAUGGCUCUGAUGGAUCAUUAUUUGAUCAAAUAUUGCUGUAGUGUUGAAAAAGCCGAGGACUGGUUGAAAGCCGAUGUAAUACUCAAGGUAUUCGAAGCAAGGGCCAUUAGAAUGUGUGUUGCUUGUGCUCAAAAUCUUGCCAAGUUUGCAGAUCCAUCAGAAGGGUUUUCUGAACUCUCACCAGAUUUAGUAGAGGCUGCAAUUGCUCACUGCCAGUUGAUCGUUGUCUCCAAAUUCAUUGAGAAAUUGCAGCAGAAAAUUGAAGGAAACGGAGUAAAACAACAAUUGGAGACCCUCUGCUACUUAUAUGCUUUGCAUCUGAUUCACAAAUAUUCAGGGGAUUUUAUUUCCACGGGUAGCUUGAAUCCCAAGCAAGCUUCACUUGCCAAUGAUCAACUUAGAGCUCUGUAUGCCGAGGUUCGUCCAAAUGUUAUUGCCCUUGUUGAUGCAUUUAAUUACACUGACCAUUUUCUUGGCUCAAUUCUUGGAUGCUACGAUGGGAAUGUGUAUCCAAAACUGUAUGAUGAGGCUUGGAAAGAUCCGCUCAAUGACUCAGUUGUAACUGAUGGCUAUCCUGAAUACAUCAAACCUCUCCUCAAUCAGCAGCUCCUAAAUGCAAGGUUAUGAAUUUUAUUUAAUUUCUCUAGCGAUAUUGGAAGAGUGGGAAAUCGAACUACGGAUCUCAGACGCAGAAGUGAAUGCUAGGCUAUGAUUUAAGAAGAAUAAGGUAAAGCAACCAUCUCGGUAGCAACUUUAUGUUUUGUUUUCCUUUAUGCUUCUUGUCCAAAGAACAAUAUAUAACUUUUCUCCUUUAGUUAUCAACUAGCAAUGGAUGCCCGUGCGAUGCUGCAGGGUUGAAAAUACUACGAAAAUUCUGUUUAUUUACAUACAAAAGAUAAUAAAACUUGAUGUGUAUGCAUAAUAUUUACAUAUAAAAGUAUGUAAAUAAAUUUGGUGGAUGGUCAUAUUUUCAUACCAAA